Messenger RNA from Bombyx mandarina (wild silkworm), 908 nucleotides. RefSeq lists its product as uncharacterized. The record is from RefSeq and is a predicted model, not a curated record. Gene Ontology annotation, biological process: multicellular organismal reproductive process. NCBI's taxonomy places the organism in Eukaryota, Metazoa, Arthropoda, Insecta, Lepidoptera, Bombycidae.
AUGAGAGUGUUUGUUUUUUUAAUUUUGUAUGCGGUCUCUGUUUAUGGGAGAGUGACGCCCGACUUCUUUCCUCAAUGCAAGAGAAGCGAUCCACAGAUAGACAAGUGCGUUUUGGACGCCGUCGAGACAAUGAGGCCUCGUCUGAAGACGGGCAUUCCUGAAGUCAACAUUCCGCCUUUAGACCCCUUCAUGGUGCCAACGUUGAAACUGGACAGGACUGCUCCAAAUCUGCGAUUGAAAGCCACGAUCAAACAAACUAAAGCCUUCGGGGGAAGUAACUUUAAGAUUGAAAAGUUGAAGAUUAACUUGAAUAAUAAGUACACAGGGGAGAUUAAAAUGGUUUUCCCAAAGUUGAUGGUGGUUGCGGAUUACGACGUGCGUGGCUCUAGAAUUCUCACCCUGGACAUAAAUGGAAAAGGAAAACUAAGAGGAGAAUUCACUGGAAUAACAGUGGUUGCGAAGGGUCUAGCCAAGCCCAUACAAAAGGACGGAGUUGAAUAUCUUCAGGUGGACAAGAUUUUGACACGAAUUAGAGUUAGUAAUGCCCAGAUCGGUUUCGAUGACACGGAAAGACCACUGGCUGCCGCAUCGGCUGCGUCAUUCUUCAACUCGAGUCCUGGAGUCGUUCUGGACAUCCUUAAUCCUUUAAUAGAAGAGACAAGUGCAGCCGUCAUCAAAGCCUUCGUCAACAAGAUCCUUGGAAACAUACCCUUGCACGAGAUACUCGUUGAUGACGUACCAUCCGCAUAGAAAACUUCGGUAUUAUUUAUGAAUAGAUUCGAUAAGGAUUUACUGUAAGUUCGACUUUUCGCAGAAAUGCGGAAUGUCUCCAUAAACAAAUUGAACAAUGUUAAAACUAUGUUUCCAAAGCCUUAUGUUUUUUGAUGGUUUAGUACGAAGGUUUUAGU